Molecule: messenger RNA, 2256 nt
Organism: Hyaloperonospora brassicae
Lineage: Eukaryota; Oomycota; Peronosporomycetes; Peronosporales; Peronosporaceae
Source: the annotation of a GenBank genome assembly
AUGGCAGCCAUGUGGACGCUGGCGCGGCUCGAGCGUGCGGUCGAGACCUUCUCGGCACAGCUGCAGUGCGCGAUCUGUCUCUGUGCGUACGAGAAUCCCGUGUCGCUGCCGUGCAAUCACUGCUUCUGCGAAGAGUGUAUCCAUCGGGCGCUGGAGCUGAAAACGCUCUGUCCUAUCUGCAAGACGCCGGCGAACAAACGGCGUCUACGCUACGACACGACACUACGAGAGCUCCUUCGAGCGAUGGAGAUGCUCAGUGCUACGCCAGAAAAAGUCGUGCAAGCUGAGACGCCCAAAGCGGAUGGAGAAGAGAAGGAACUGCCGCGUCGUGCGGCGGCUCAAGUUGCUGGAACGCCGCCGCCGCCGCCGCGACGCAGUACACGCAACUUGACGGCCGGUAGCUCAUUGUUGACGAAUAAGCGAGUGACUGGAAAGUAUUUGCCGCUGUGCAGUCAGCUGGAGGUAAACGAAGAAAGCGCAGCUAGGGGCGGUGCCCUGGCAGAAAGAAGAUCGUCGCCUCGACGGGCGCUGCUGCAGGACGUACAGUCGCCGACGACAGAUGGUCUGCUUUCAGAUGUCAAGUCUGGUAACAGGGCUAAGCCUCGAAGAGUAGAUGCGCGUGCUUGCAAACUCACCAAGGAAGAUACGGUGGAGACGCUUACGUUGCAACCACCCGUUGAUGCUGAUGACGGAAGUGCAGUAGAUGUUGUCGUAGCUGAAACGCAGUUAGACGAUGUGGAGAAACAGUUGCGCAUGACAAGACGGCGACGGCAGAUGUGCACACAGUUAGAUGCGGUACAGGACGAUGAUAACACGCAGCGAGUACCGAGUACGCGACUGCGGUCUGCUGCUAAUCCAGUUGCAGUGGCAAACACUCGCUCGAAUAAGACGUUGCUUCGGACAUCAACAUCACGCAAAAGACGGCGGACAACAGUCAGUGGCGCCGCGCCAGAUAUAGCUGCAGGUAUAGCGUUAAGGAGGACGGCAGUGUCUAGCAGACCGCUACCGCCUCGCUCUGGAUCGGUGCGUGUCUCCCCACUGGCUGUUGAUUGCCAACCGCCCAUACGAAGCGCCGAAGGCAAAGCAUUGUUUCAAGUGGGAGAUCUGGUGGAUGUCAUCGAGCGGCAGUGGGUGGGCAUCAACAAACGGAGUGGGGCUGCGCGCAUCACGAAAGUUUGUGGGGACGGCUUUUACGCAGUCAAAUUCGUAAUGGGCUGUCGAGAUAAUCGCGUGCCAGAAAGUUGUAUUCGCCGGCCUGCAAAGGAGUUGAUGUCAGAAACGACACCGAGUUAUGUCGUGAAACAGCGUCAACGUCGGCGCGUCUCCGACACGUCGACCUCACCACACUCUGCAGCCAAGACGAAAGUGUCUGACGACACUCCAAAAGUCACGGCAAAAAGGAAGACAAAGCAGACGGCAAAGCAGAAGCACUCGACUAUGGUGUUUCUAUGCUCGGGGUUCGAAAAGUGUCGGAUGCAGCAGAUCAAGAAGUGGGCUGACCAGCUUAAAGCUGAAGUUGUACAAUGUUGGACCCAUGACGUGACCCACUUGAUUGUGAAAUGCGUAGAUGGCGACGAUGCCGAGGAAGGGGACUCUUCGAUAGACGAUUUUGAAACUUCGUCGUCAGGACGGAAACACCGUCAUGAGAAGCAUCGACGAUUCACUGGAUCGAAGUCAGGCCGAUGGGUGAAGACUCGAUCGCUGAAAUAUCUCAAGGCGUUAGUUGCUGGUCGGUGGAUUGUGAGCGACGAGUGGCUCCAAGCUUGUGCUGAGCAUGGCAGUUAUGUCAGCGAAGCAAAGUAUGAGGUUGACGGUCAUUGGAAGGGAAGGGGUAGUCAAGACGCCGCCAAGCGGUCACGGCUGAUACGAGAAAAGCUUCUCCAGUUGUCUUCACCAGAUAUCGACCGCUCAACUGUUGGCACGACGCUAUUUGCCGAUUUCUGCUUCUACAUUGUUGGUGAGUUCCUUCCUCCCAUACCACCCGUUGCGGAGCUAAACACCUUGAUAACCAUGGGCAAUGGGAAACUGAUCACAUCCAUGGACGAUAUCCGUGACGAGAUGCACAAACGCGAGAAUCGCACACGGAAACUUAUUAUUGUGUCGGACAAGAUCAACCCGACUGCUUUACGUCAGCAGACGAGGUACCUCAAAGCGUUGUCCCAAGUGAAAGCGGUGCGGUCAGUGAUCGUUGUGAAUUACUUGUGGGUGGUCAACAGCAUCAGCGAGGCGAGUCUCCGCGGCCUUCCUGUGUUGUGA